CCGGAUCUUGGUGUUAAGAGCCGCCCCUGGGCCGGGCGGGCGCCUCAGCCAUGGCCCUGCGCAAGGAGCUGCUCAAGUCCAUCUGGUACGCCUUCACUGCGCUGGAUGUGGAGAAGAGUGGCAAGGUCUCCAAGUCCCAGCUCAAGGUGCUGUCCCACAACCUGUACACGGUCCUGCAUAUCCCCCAUGACCCCGUGGCCCUGGAGGAGCACUUCCGAGAUGAUGAUGAUGGCCCUGUGUCCAGCCAGGGCUAUAUGCCCUACCUCAACAAGUACAUCCUGGACAAGGUGGAAGAGGGGGCUUUCGUUAAAGAGCACUUUGAUGAGCUGUGCUGGACCCUGACGGCCAAGAAGAACUAUCGAGCAGAUAGCAACGGGAACAGCAUGCUCUCCAAUCAGGAUGCCUUCCGCCUCUGGUGCCUCUUCAACUUCCUGUCUGAGGACAAGUACCCUCUGAUCAUGGUUCCUGAUGAGGUAGAAUACCUGCUGAAGAAGGUGCUCAGCAGCAUGAGCUUGGAGGUGGGCUUGGGUGAGCUGGAGGAGUUGCUGGCCCAGGAGGCCCAGGCAGCCCAGACCACCGGGGGGCUCAGUGUCUGGCAGUUCCUGGAGCUCUUCAACUCUGGCCGCUGCCUGCGGGGCGUGGGACGGGACACCCUCAGCAUGGCCAUCCAUGAGGUCUACCAGGAGCUCAUCCAAGAUGUCCUGAAGCAGGGCUACCUCUGGAAGCGGGGACACCUGAGAAGAAACUGGGCAGAACGCUGGUUCCAGCUGCAGCCCAGCUGCCUCUGCUACUUCGGGAGUGAAGAGUGCAAAGAGAAAAGAGGCAGCAUCCCACUGGACGCCCACUGCUGUGUGGAGGUGCUGCCAGACCGUGAAGGAAAGCGCUGCAUGUUUUGUGUGAAGACCGCCAGCCGCACAUAUGAGAUGAGCGCCUCAGACACACGCCAGCGCCAGGAAUGGACAGCCGCCAUCCAGACUGCGAUCCGGCUGCAGGCGGAGGGGAAGACAUCCCUGCACAAGGACCUGAAGCAGAAGCGGCGCGAACAGCGGGAGCAGCGGGAGCGACGCCGGGCAGCCAAGGAGGAGGAGCUGCUCCGGCUGCAGCAGUUGCAGGAGGAGAAGGAGCGCAAGCUGCAGGAGCUGGAACUGCUGCAGGAGGCGCAGCGACAGGCGGAGCGGCUGCUGCAGGAGGAAGAGGAGCGGCGUCGCAGCCAGCACCGGGAGCUGCAGCAGGCGCUGGAGGACCAAUUGCGGGAAGCGGAGCAGGCUCGAGCCUCCAUGCAGGCUGAGAUGGAGCUGAAGAAGGAGGAAGCUGCUCGGCAGCGGCAGCGCAUCAAGGAGCUGGAGGAGAUGCAGCAGCGGUUGCAGGAGGCUCUGCAACUGGAGGUGAAAGCGCGGCGGGAUGAGGAGGCAGUGCGCCUCGCGCAGACCAGACUGCUGGAGGAGGAGGAGGAGAAGCUGAAGCAGUUGAUGCAGCUGAAGGAAGAGCAGGAGCGCUACAUAGAACGCGCGCAGCAGGAGAAGCAAGAGCUGCAGCAGGAGAUGGCGCUGCAGAGCCGCUCCCUGCAGCGGGCCCAGCAGCAGCUGGAGGAGGUGCGGCAGAACCGGCAGAGGGCCGACGAGGACGUGGAGGCUGCUCAGCGGAAGUUGCGCCAGGCCAGCACCAACGUGAAACACUGGAAUGUCCAGAUGAACAGGCUCAUGCAUCCAAUUGAGCCUGGAGAUAAGCGUCCGGUCACUAGCAGCUCCUUCACAGGCUUCCAGCCCCCUCUACUUGCUCGCCGGGACUCCUCUCUAAAGCGCCUGACCCGCUGGGGAUCCCAAAGAAACAGGACCCCCUCACCCACCAGCAGUGAACAGAAGUCCCUCAAUGGUGGGGAUGAGACUGCAGUCCCGGCUUCCACCUGUCAAGAAGACCAUCUGGAUCCCCCACCAGAAAAUUAGCCUCUCCUAGCCCCUUGUUGCUUCUAACAUCAUGUCCACCAGGACCUGGCCACAGCUGGCCUGUGGAUGACACUGGCCCCUGCUGGGAGAGGGAGCGGAGGUCCUGGUGCCAGGGGCCCAGGUCCUCCAACCAGGAGACAGUUUGGGAUGGAACCUGGUUCAUCUUUUGUACCAUUCCCAAGCCCCAGACCUUGGAGACUGUCUGAUAUGUUAAUAUUUGAGAACUUGGCUCUGUGCUUUAGCCCCAAGGUCCCGAUGACCCGAUCUGGGAAAGAGAGUGAACAAGCAAAACAAGGACCAUCUGCCCACUGCCACUACGAUGUGGAGGCAUUUUUCCAAAUAAACACUGUU
This is a messenger RNA of Sciurus carolinensis (gray squirrel), 2294 nucleotides long. RefSeq names its product DEF6 guanine nucleotide exchange factor (gene Def6). NCBI's taxonomy places the organism in Eukaryota, Metazoa, Chordata, Mammalia, Rodentia, Sciuridae. The record is from RefSeq and is a predicted model, not a curated record. Gene Ontology annotation, cellular component: cytoplasm; nucleus. The transcript is spliced from 11 exons. The coding region runs from base 51 to 1943 and encodes 630 amino acids.